Argiope bruennichi is the source of this 1330-nucleotide messenger RNA. RefSeq names its product mediator of RNA polymerase II transcription subunit 7-like (gene MED7). Gene Ontology annotation, molecular function: transcription coregulator activity. Gene Ontology annotation, cellular component: core mediator complex; mediator complex. The record is from RefSeq and is a predicted model, not a curated record. Gene Ontology annotation, biological process: regulation of transcription by RNA polymerase II. The transcript has 2 exons. Lineage: Eukaryota; Metazoa; Arthropoda; Arachnida; Araneae; Araneidae. The coding region runs from base 418 to 1074 and encodes 218 amino acids.
ACAACAUCGAAUUUCCAUUACCAGUUCGAAUCCCUAUUUACGAAAUAUGCUUUGCAUUUUCACAUAUACUUUUGAAAUCUGCUUUGAUUUUUCUAGAAACAAAUGUCGAUAAUUUAAAUCAAUCAUUAUAGCAGAUCAUUAAUCAAGCUGAUUAUGUGCAAUUAAAACUUUUUGUAUUGAUACCAUAUUGUAACACUUCCGAAUACGUGCCUACAAGUUCAAUGUUUAUUACAGUUACAGAAAGAUAGCACGAUUAGUUAUUUACGUUUGUGAACUGGCAUGCAGUAACAAUUCAUGGACCACAAUAGGAAAAUAAUAAAUAGAUUUUUAUCUGUGGAUUUUGUUUGAAGUCAGUAAAGUUAUUACAUGUUUUAAAUAUCCUGUGUGGUGUUGCAAGUUUUUUACAUUGGCACGAAAAUGGCAGAAGCAGCACAUGUUAGUUCCUUACCUCUCCCACCUCUUCAGUAUGUCAAUUUAUACACAGAUGAAAAUAUUGCAAAAGGUCAUGCUCCUCCUCCACCUAAGUGCAAUGUUGACUCUUAUUCUAUGUUUGGAUCUCAGUUCCACACUGAUGACCCAAUCAUCCGGCCUCUUGAGAGUCAAGGCAUCAGACGAUUAUACCCUCAAAACUAUGAUCAUAAACGUGAACUAAAAAAACUUAAUCAUUCAAUUUUAGUCAAUUUCCUCGACAUGCUUGACAUAUUAAUAAGAUGUCCCGAUACAAGCAAGCGGGAUGAAAAGAAAGAAGACAUUAAUUUGUUAUUCAUUCAUACUCAUCAUUUGAUCAAUGAAUUUCGACCGCAUCAAGCCCGUGAAACUUUACGAGUUAUGUUGGAGGUUCAGAAAAGGCAGAGGAUUGAAACCACUGAGAGAUUUCAGAAACAACUAGAAAAAGUUAUGGAAAUGUUGCAACAAACAGUUGCAAAUCUUCCAGAUUCUGUGGACAUGGAUUGUAGCAUAACAAUCAAGAGUGAACCAAUUGACGAAGAUGAAAAAAUCGAAACGUCAGAUGAGAAAGAAGAGCAUUGUUAUGGUCUUGAUCGUAUAAUGUGCGAUAUUGUUGAUGCUAUGUGAUUUUCAAAUUUGAAAAAAUUUUGUAAAAUGGAAUGAACUCUAGUAUCAAAGCUGAGCAUUAACAAUUCAUUCUGAAAUAUGAUUAAUGAACUUCUUGAAGUAAAGCUUCAUAUAUGUGCCUUAAUCAUCCUAUAUUAAAUUUAAUUCUCUUUUAAUCUUAUUGAAAGCUCAUUUGUAUUGCAUUUCGUAUUUGUACCUGAGAGGUAACAGUUGUACUAUAUUUGUAGUUAAAUAUGCAGAAUAAAAUUUUCAUUAC